Triticum aestivum (bread wheat) is the source of this 1097-nucleotide messenger RNA. RefSeq names its product thymocyte nuclear protein 1. Gene Ontology annotation, cellular component: nucleus. Lineage: Eukaryota; Viridiplantae; Streptophyta; Magnoliopsida; Poales; Poaceae. The record is from RefSeq and is a predicted model, not a curated record. The transcript is spliced from 2 exons. The coding region runs from base 16 to 762 and encodes 248 amino acids.
GCGGGAGCCGUCGCCAUGGUAGGGAUUCCCCGCGCAUUCUCAAUCCCUAGCGCCCAAUUUCCCGCCAAUAUAAGAUCCUUGCCUGCUCCGGCGAUAGCCGCAGCCCUGAGACCUCACAGGAUGCCGAGGAAAGCAGCUCGCGGCGCCACCGCCGCCAGCAAGAAAGCCGCGGCCGCCGUCAGCAAGAAAUCCGCGGCCGCCGUCGGCAAGAAAGCCGGGCCCAUCGCGACCAAGAAAGCCGCGCCGGCCGCUGGCAAGAAAGGAGCAGCGCCCGCCGCAAGCAAGUACUGGCUGCUGAAGACGGAGCCGGGGGAGUGGUCGUGGUCGGACCAGGCGGGCGCGCCGGGGGGCAUCGGGCCGUGGGACGGCGUCCGCAACCACCAGGCCAUGAACUACCUCCGCGCGAUGCGCCGCGGCGACCGCUGCCUCUUCUACCACUCGGGCGCCGGCGCCGCGUCGCGCCGCGUGGUGGGCGUCGUCGAGGUCGCCAGGGAGUGGUACGAGGGCGGGGAGGUGGAGGCGACGGCCGGCGGCGCCGUGGACGUGCGGGCCGUCGGGGAGUUCCAGAGGCCCGUGGGGCUCGGGGAGAUCAAGAAGGCGGCGGCGGCGGGGGAGGUGGAGGGGAUGAAGGACUUCGCGCUGAUCCGGCAGGCCCGGCUCUCGGUGAUGCCCGUGCCGGUGGAGGUCUGGGACUGGGUUUGUGAGAUGGGGGGUGGCUUUGUUCAGGAUGGGGAGGUGGGAGAACAUGAAGCAGAGGGUUGAUAUGCUCUGGACUCUGAAGAUGCAGGUGGCAUAAUGCUUUGGGAAGGAUCAUUCUGUGAUGUCUUUUGGCCUACAAGAGAUGGCAUUUCUGAGGAGCAUUUCAGUGACAUUUUGUGUAUCCUCUCUAGUGUUUGCCGUCUCUGCAUCAAGCGUGACCAAGUGUGUAUCCUCUAGCUAGUACUCCUAAUUAUAAGUUCAGUGGUCGAUGUUGGCAUGUUGCAAGGACGGUUGGGUCAUAUGAUGUUGUCUGUGGCUGUAUGGAUAUGCUGUUCAUGGAGUUUUCGAGCAGUUGGUUUCAUGCCGUGGAUGGGAUGCCAUGACACUGAACGGCCUCA